AUAUGAAUGCAAUUCAGCGCCUUUAGGUUUAUCGGGAUAUACAUGGAUGAAGUCGACAGAGCCGGGUCAUCAGGUGACGAGCAUUGGGAGUGGAGUGUCCGGACGGUGCAAAUGUUCAACCGCUCAGAACUGCUUCGAUAGGAGCAAACACUGCAACUGCGACAGUGAGACCAUCGGCUGGAAACACGACGACGGCCUCUUCACUGACCCCAAAGACGUCGGAAUCACGAGAAUGUUCUUUUUGAAGACAAAGUCUCACUUCAAAGAGUCGGAGGCACACCUCAUCUUAGGGAACGUCAGUUGCAUUAACUCGAACACUCGAGAAUAUGAGAUUACAUUUCAGACUAAAGAAUCCUAUUUGGAAGUGUCGGGCUGGGAAGGCGGCGAUAUGGCCGUCAGUUUUCGUACGACUGCCUCCAAGGCUGUCAUCUUCUAUCAGUCACCUCUCCAUUCACAACACGGAUACUUCAAAGCAAUCCUUUCAGAUGAAUAUGAAAUCACUUUUGAAUUUCUAGUCAAUAAUAAUCCGCGAACUGUUAAAUUAAUAUCCAGUAGACGUCUCAACACAGGGGACUGGCAGCAGAUUUGGGUCGAUAGCGACUCCCAUCAUAUGAGGUUCACUGUUAACCUAAAUUCAGAACUUUUUGAUCUCGAAGACGACGACGAGUUUAAUGCCUUUGAGGGCCCCCUCUAUGUCGGAGGAGCGCCCAAACACCUGCUCAUGAAUUCUGAAGUCCGCACCGGUUUUAUUGGUUGUCUUCGGGGUCUGGUUCUCAACAAUAAAGUCGUUAAUUUAAACAAACAUUUGCACCGAAAGGCCACUCAUAUAGAGAAGGGUUGUCAACCAUUCUGCAAACCGGACACUUGUAGGAACGGUGGCACUUGUGUCGAGUUGUGGGGGUCUUUUGAAUGCAAAUGCGCUAAUCCUAUCGCACAGUCCGGACGCAACUGUGAGAUCGACAUCAACGCCAACAGUAUGACAUUCAUAACUCCGAGUUCUUAUUAUCAGAAGUUGGCUGAAGGCAAAGAAGUGAAUCCUAUUCUCGAGAAAGAUAUUAUCAUAAGUUUUAGGACUCAUAUGACAAAUGCACUGAUAUUUUACGCCAACGAUUACAACAACAACUUCGUUCAGUUGCACAUUGAAAACGGAACUCAUGUUGUCUUCACUUACAACACAUACGAUCGUGUGGUUCGGGGAGCCGUCAAAGUCGGCGAUAUCCUUACGAGUGGUAAUCCCAUACAAAUCAAAGUGGAUAGAAGUCAAAGGAGUAAAACCAUUCUCACGGCAAAUGAUGCCUCCAUUAUCAUCGAUCACUCCAUCAAAUUCCUUAACAAAUACAGUCAAAAGCCGUGGAAAUCAAGCGAUGAGUUAGAACUGGUCAAACCUGCCCGACCACCAGUUCCUAUUGAGGCUCACAGUCAGCUAUUCUUAGGAGGUGUUGACGAAGUGGGCGCUACGUCCCAAAUACCGGGUAUCGUUGGCUGUCUUCAGGGCUUUGUGAUCGGCGGCAAUCUCUUUGAUCUGUUGACGGUUGCCAAAGAACCCUCAACGGUAGCCAUCGGACAAAUAAGACCCGGUUGUACUAUGCUGUGCGAUCGGAUCCCUUGUUUGAAUGGUGGCGCCUGUACUGAGGACUGGAAGAAUAAUAAAAUUUUCUGCAAUUGUAAUAUGACUUCAUAUGGCGGUGAGACGUGCAAUAAAGAUGUAGGUGCCCGAUUUAAUGGCCAUUCGCUCGUGAGAUACACUUUCCAAUCAAAUGACCACAAUUUAGAUGAAGUCAGUAUUCAUAUGGCAUUUUCAACUGAUAAAAUACCCGAUCCAUUGGGUCGUACAAUGCUUGUGGUCAUCCAUUCUCUGAGUUCCACAUUAAUUCACAUCACUUUAAUGGCCGAUCAGUCGCUUCUGGUCCAAGAGAUUAAUAAUAGUUCUAAGCUGACCGUAAGAGUAAAGUCGGACGAAGAGCUGCCACUGGCGGACGGCAACAGGCAUUGGAUGUUAUAUACUCGCAAAGAGCAAACCGCACAGUUGGUUGUGGACAGUGAGAUAUAUGACAUGACUUUUGAAUCCAAAUUAUUCCAAAACGAAAACCAUAGCGAAGAAAGUCUGGUAUUAGUCGGAGCCACUCAUCCCAAGGAUAGUCGCCUUGAGAACUACACCAAUUUUGUAGGCUGUGUGUCGAAUGUAUUGAUUGAAUUAAAUGACAUGAAGUUAGAGCCGUUGGAGUCAGCGUUUGGAGGCAGAGCUGACUUGUCUUCGGUUAGAGUGGAAGGAGAUAUCAAACAAGGAUUGUGUGCAGAAUUCAAAGAAGAAUUCAAAGUCGUGGCCUCUCCUGUCAUAGAACUCCCAGAAGUGAAUAAUAUUGAAACCGAGAAUGAGUUAUGGCUCUCACCUCCAGAACCCAAAUUGAUUCCCUUUAAGACCAAACCAUUACUAUUGAAAUCAAGCGAACAAAUCAACAAAACUCCCAUUUAUAUCACAUGCAUUGCAUUCCUAUUAUCCGUUUUAUUCGUGGUUUCCAUUUAUAUGUGGAAUUUGCAGAAAAACUAUCAGAUCCGACGAUUUCAUGGCGAAACACCAUUUUUUCAUUCACACUCUAAACGUAAUAACACCUCAAAAAGUAGAGAUAUGAAGUUUCACGUCAUAUCUAACGGUAAUGAUGACAGUGAAGCAGCUGUUAAGCUCUUACAACACCAGGAGAUCGUCACUAAUGGCACCCAUGAAUCACAUCCAUUACAAGAGACAAACUCCCAAGACUUCCAUAAGACAACGCGUAUUAGAUUUCAAGAUGAAACCAAUGAGUCGUUAAUCAAUGACAAUGACAUCAAGAAUAACAAAGAAUCUAAUCAUACGUCGACCACAAGAGUCAGAUUUGCUGAUUCGACAUAAAAGUGUUUGAAUCUCAAGCUAUAUAUGAUUUAAUUCUUUGUGAAACUGUUGUAAUUAAUCGCACGAAUAGUAUUGGGACGACAAACGACUAAUUCUUUAGAUGAUAUGAAAAUGGCAAC
Messenger RNA from Oppiella nova, 3006 nucleotides. The record is from the annotation of a GenBank genome assembly. NCBI's taxonomy places the organism in Eukaryota, Metazoa, Arthropoda, Arachnida, Sarcoptiformes, Oppiidae.